AUGAUGAUUAACAACACCUCGACGCCAAACGCCAUUACCAGCGCGACGUCACUGCGCAUGCGCCAAACUAAGCUAGGGAAAAAGAUGGACGACAGAAGCGUCUGUGCUCCGCUGCUUGCGGAGUCAGACGCUCAAAAUAACACUACUAGUGCCCCUCACGCGGCUUCUCUCACAGAUGCUGACACAGUAAUAAACACUAAAAUAGAUAGUACCCAGAUUGAAGGAGACAAGAGUGAAGAGGAGUUACUAAAGGGUCUCCUCGCUGACGACUACUGCCACGUGUGCGAGGCUGUGCUGCUCUUUGAAUCUCAGCGGCUCUCCCACUAUGAGGGAAAGAAACAUGCUCAGAAACUCAGGGUGUACCUGCAGGCCAAGAGAACUGAGAAGACUAACAAAGAGUCCACAGCACCCCAGCGAACCAUGACUACUGAUAAGGACCAUUUCUGUGAGCUGUGUAACAUGGUGUUUAGUUCCCCUGUGGUGGCAAGAUCACACUAUGAAGGCAAAGUGCAUACAAAAAAUCUUCGUAAACAAGGUCUCCAGCCCCCAGUUACUGACAGGUGCACAGAGGUACAUACUUUACCAAGUCUAAGUCGGGAUCCUGAUCACACUGACCAGGAAUCAGCUCCAGAGGGUUGUAUCAAACAUCUUCUGGACCCAACAGCCAGCACAACUACCCCCAGCACAGAGGUUGAUCUGGAGGACCCGAAUAAGUACUGCGCCCUGUGUGCCGCUUCCUUCAACAAUCCUCAAAUGGCUUUGCAGCACUACAAUGGACGCAAACACCAGAGGAAUCAGACCAGACAGGAGCUGCUCAAAGAGCUUGGAGACAACGUCCAACAAGCCAACUCCCUGAUGUGUCAGAUGUGUAGUGUGCAGUUUAACUCUGUGGAGAUGUACCAGGCCCACAUGCAGGGAAACAAACACCAGAUUAGGGAGAAGAAGGUCAUUGACCUGUGCAAGUCACAACAAAAAGUCCACAGCACAUUUGCAGAUGAACUGUCAGAUUACAUUCAGGUUCAGAAGGCUCGAGGAAUCACCCCCAAGACUGCUCAAAUUCUCCAUCAGGGAGACGCACAAAAGGAGGAUGAAGAAGAAGAAGAAGAAGAAGAAGAGGGCCUAUCAAAUAAGGGGGAUGUCACAGAACUGAACAAACCUAUGCACGGUUUCCCUCCCAUCUCUAACCCUGCUCAUCUCUCUCGUCUUGGUUGUUACAACCCAGUUGAUGGGUGGCGUCCUCCGUAUCAGGGCACCCCCUGGCCAUCCCAUGGCUUGGAUUACAACUGCCCUCCUCAAAUCCUCCCAGGUCCAGGCUCACAACUGUUCACUGGUCGGCCCAUAAAGAGAAGGAGGCGCAGAAGGCAGUCCAGCUCCUCCUCAUAUACUACCUCAUCAUACUCCUCCUCGUAUUCCUCCUCCUAUAGCAGUAGCACAAGUGACAGUGAUGACAGUGAAUACAGGCGCAGAGAAAAGAGGAGGAUUAGAAGAUCCAAGAGAGAGAGAGAUAAAAGGCCAAGAGAUGGGCACUCAGAGAAGAGGAGAAAGCAAAGGAGGGAAAGAGAUAAGGAGUCAGAAGAGAGGAGAAGAGGGGAAUCCAGAGAGUCAGAGGAAGAGAGGAGGAGAAAAAAGCGGAAAAAUCAUGGCAAGCAGAGAAGGCAGGAUAAGAAAUCUCGUGAGGACUUUGAUGCAGUAGGAGGGGAAAGUGUAAUGGACAAUUUAAUGCCAGAAGAUAUCAUGGACAAUAGAAAAGAGACUGAAGUGCAUAUUCAGGCUGAAAUGAAGGUUGACCAGGGGGAUGAUGGACAGGAUGGGCCAGCUAAACACAAAUACAAGAAAGAGAAGAAGAAAACAAAAGAGAAAGUAGACACUAGGACAGAAGAGGAGAAACUGUGGGACGACUCCAUUCUGGGAUGUUAAACUCAAAAGGCCCAGUUCAAGUCUGUCUAUUGACCUGCUAUUAUUUAGUCAAAACAUGAUGUAAUUAGCAUGACAAAAUCAUCUUUAUAGCCGUUAAUAAUGCAGUUUUCACUAUCUGCUCUGACAGUCCAAAAGUGUUGUUCUCCAUAGGUGUGCUAGCUGGCUAGCCAUGCUCAGAGCUCAUGCUCAAUUUGUGUUUGUAAGGAAUGAAUGGAUUCUUCUUUUGUGUGUUUGAGGGGAUUUCUUACACUUAUCAACUGUAAUAGCUUUAUUUUUCACUUAAUAAUGUCUUUGAUUUAAUCAUGAUUAAUUUGCACAUUGUUAUUAAUUGUGGGCUGUAACAUUUAAAAUGUCUUAUUUUUUGCUUAUCAUUUGAAUUGAUCAAGAAGUCCUCUUGACCUCUUAACACAUCAAUAGGAUAAAUUUGUAUUUGUGCUUCUGGCAAGGAUUUGAUAGAUUGUAAUCCCUUUAGGAGCCUGUGGUUGGCGCUGUUGAGCUUCAUUCAGAGCACCAGUAAAGCAAAUAAAAGCUAGAUGUUA
Messenger RNA from Larimichthys crocea (large yellow croaker), 2456 nucleotides. RefSeq names its product zinc finger matrin-type 1 (gene zmat1). Gene Ontology annotation, molecular function: nucleic acid binding; zinc ion binding. NCBI's taxonomy places the organism in Eukaryota, Metazoa, Chordata, Actinopteri, Sciaenidae. Bases 1 to 1917 code for a protein of 638 amino acids. The transcript has 7 exons. The record is from RefSeq and is a predicted model, not a curated record.